CUGCCGCGAGGGCUGCGGCGGCGGCGGCGGCAGCGGCGGGGAAGGCCUAGCCGAGCUGCGCGUCCUCCUCCGUCACUCCCUCCCUCCCUCGCUCGCUCUUUCCUCCUCCUCCGGUAGCUAGCCCCGACCCGGCAGUGAUGGCAGACGAGCAACAGCAGCCGCCGCCCGAACCCCCCAGCAGCGGCGGCGGCGGCCCGGUGGCCCCCCCUUCGCUGCCGGCGCUGGUGCCCGGGCUGCAAGGGACGGAAGCCAGCGCGCUGCAGCACAAGAUCAAGAACUCUAUUUGCAAAACUGUACAAUCUAAAGUGGACUGCAUUUUGCAAGAAGUUGAGAAGUUUACAGAUUUACAGAAACUCUACCUCUACCUUCAACUGCCUUCUGGUCCCAGCAAUGGAGAGAAAAGUGAUCAGCUGUCGGUGUCGUCCAGCCGCGCACAACAAGUGCAUGCCUUCUCCUGGAUCCGGAACACCUUAGAGGAGCAUCCUGAGACGUCCCUCCCUAAGCAAGAGGUGUAUGAUGAGUACAAGAGCUAUUGUGACAAUCUUGGCUACCAUCCAUUAAGUGCUGCUGACUUUGGGAAGAUCAUGAAAAACGUCUUUCCCAACAUGAAGGCUCGCCGCCUCGGCACAAGAGGCAAAUCAAAAUAUUGCUAUAGUGGACUUCGGAAGAAAGCAUUCGUGCAGAUGCCGACGCUGCCCAAUCUUGACUUCCAUAAAACUGGAGAUGGGCUGGAAGGAUCGGAGCCUUCUGGGCACCUGCAAAGCGCCGAUGAGGAGGUGGUGUCAGCCGCAUGCCAGCUGGUCUGCGAGUGGGCCCAGAAAGUGCUCAGCCAGCCCUUCGACUCCGUCUUGGAUUUGGCCCGUUUCCUGGUCAAAAGCCAUUACAUCGGCACAAAAUCCAUGGCAGCUUUAACAGUGAUGGCUGGUGCGCCAGCAGGAAUCAAAGGGAUCCCCCAGCCUUCUGCUUUCAUCCCGACUGCAGAGAGCAAUUCCUUCCAGCCCCAGGUGAAGACCCUGCCCUCGCCAAUCGACGCAAAGCAGCAGCUGCAGCGUAAGAUCCAGAAGAAGCAGCAGGAGCAGAAACUGCAGUCGCCUUUGCCAGGGGAGUCUCCCGCCAAGAAGGCCGAAGGCGCCCCGAGCAAUGGAGUCGCCAGCCUCUCGAACGGGAAUCCGGCUAUCUUGUCUCCUCAGCCCAUCGGCAUCGUUGUGGCUGCUGUCCCCAGCCCCAUAACGGUGCCAAGGACCCGACAGCUGGUGACGUCGCCAAGUCCUGUGGGCACGUCAGAUGGCAAAGUUCUUCCGCUCAACGUCCAGGUGGUCACUCAGCACAUGCAGUCGGUCAAGCAGUCGCCAAAGACUCCUCAGAAUGUCCCCGCCAGCCCCGUGGGCGACCGUUCCGCCCGGCAUCGUUACCCCCAGAUCCUGCCCAAGCCAGCCAACACUGGCGCACUCACCAUCCGCUCCCCAACCACCGUACUCUUCACCAGUAGCCCAAUCAAGACGGUGGUUCCCGCUCAGCACAUGAACGUGGUCAAAAUGACCGCCAUCUCUCUGGCCCCGAGCAGUGCCAGCAGCACGCCGGUCAAACACACAGCUCCGGUGGUGAGUUCAGGAACCGCCGAAGAGUUGAGGACUGUCCCGCAGAUUAAGAACGGCUCUGUGGUUUCCCUUCAGUCUCCGGGAUCUAAAGCAAGUGGCGGAGGAGGCUUAGUUCCCGCUGCGUCUUCGAUUGAAGUCAAAAUGGAGCCAGAGGUGGUGCUGGACGAGAAUCUCCUACAGUGCCCAGGGAAUCCAGACUCCUCCAGAGCUGUAAAGCUGGUCCUGAGCGCGUCUGCCGCUCAGCAGAGGAGAGGCGAAACAGAAGCCUGGAAAGUUCAGACUGAGGAGGCGGUAGGAGAAGCAAAAUGCAUCCAGGUCUGUGACCACAGAGUGGAGGAUUCCGGGGGGAAACGCCUUGCCCAGCCUAGCGAAACCCAUCCAGGUCCUUCAUCCGAGACGAAUCCAAGCACUCUCUCCCCUUCGGUCGCUACGCAGAACUUCUCUAUCAGCAGCAGCUCACCUCCCAGUGGGGACAAACUGUGCAUUAAGAGCCCAAGGAAGAGGCUGCCUUCGGCCUUCACGGACUCCCAGGGCCCCCCAGUCAAGAAGCUGUCAGUGGGGCAAGUCUCUGCCGCCAGCGCAGAAGCCCCCAAAGCCAGCGGCGUUAAGAAAGCGCAGCAGAGGCUGGUGACACUUGCCAAAUCUGACAUUCCUGCCACACUGGUGCAAGUUCCUGGCAAGGUCACGAUCCAAGUCCAUUCUGCAGCGCCCAGCAACCUGGUGACUUCAUGUCCCUUGGAUGGUGAUAUCAUCAUUAACUCCGGCGAUUCCAUUUUUGGACAGCAGCUGGCAGCCUCGUCCUCGGACAUCCGGGUGAAGUUGGAAGGAAAUAUGCUUGUCUUAGAAAACCGUGCUAAGCCGGAUGGCAGCUUUAACCCCAAUGUGUGGCAGCAUCUUGCAAAGAGCUCCGACUUUGACCCUGUGAACUGUGAGCAGCAGCAGCAGCCGCAGCAGCAGCAGGAGAUCAGCGUUCUGGCCCUUGCUGAACCCUCUGGCUCUGAGGACUUGCCCAAGUCUGUCUGGGAGCCUGUGCACUUUGAAGAAGGACUCCAGCAGCACCAGCACCAGCAGACAGUAGCUGUCUCGGCGUACAGCCAGCAGCUGCAGGGGCAAGAACCCUCUCUGCAGCAGCAGCUCCAAGCACAGGCGGCGAGCCAGCUCCCUCUGCAGCCCGAGCUCAAAGAGUUUGAGGAUGCCGCCUCCCAGUCCAACGAGAAUUUUUUCUCCUUUGAUGACGACUUGACCCAGGACAGCAUCGUGGAGGAGCUGGUGCUGAUGGAAGAGCAGAUGUCCAUGAGCAGCGCCCACCUGUACAGCACCUCCCUGGGCAUGGCCCUGCAGAGCCAGGGGGCGGCUCCAGGGGCGGGGGCGGCCCUGUCCUCCCACGCCAGCAGCACCCACUUCUACCACCCCAUCCACAACAGCGGCACUCCCGUCCACACCCCCACCCCGACGCCCACGCCCACCCCGACGCCCACGCCCACCCCGACUUCUGAAAUCAUUGCUGGGUCGCAAGGCGUGUCGCGGGAGAGCCCCUGCUCCCGGAUGGCCCAGACGACGCCCGUCGACAGCGCUCUGGGCAGCAGCCGGCACACGCCCAUCGGCACGCCCCAUUCCAAUUGCAGCAGCAGCGUCCCGCCCAGCCCCGUGGAGUGCCGGAACCCCUUUGCCUUCACCCCCAUCAGUUCCAGCAUGGCCUACCAUGACGCCAGCAUCGUGUCGAGCAGCCCUGUGAAGCCCAUGCAGCGGCCCACGGCCACCCACCCCGACAAAACCAAGCUGGAGUGGAUGAACACUGGCUACGGCAGCGUGAGCAACCCCUCGGUGUCCAGCCAUGGCAUCCUCCCAAGCUACCAGGAGCUGGUGGAAGAUCGUUUCCGGAAGCCUCACGCCUUUGCUGUUCCCGGCCAGUCGUACCAGUCUCAGCCGCGGCACCACGACCCCCAUUUUGGCCGGGUGACCCCAGUCUCUCCUGUCAGCGGUGGCAGCGGCGGUGCUGGCAGCAGCAGCAACAACAAGCAAGAAGGCUUUGCCGUGCCGGCGCCUCUGGAUAACAAAGGGACGAGUUCCUCUCAAAAUAGCAAUUUCCGAUGCCGGAGCGUCAGCCCUGCCGUCCACCGCCAGCGCAAUCUUAGCGGUAGCACCGGCUGCCCCGUAGCUAACGUGCCACGCUCCACCGUAUCGACCACGCCUACGCCUUUUGGCAGCCCCGUCACCCCAGAGGUCCAGCAUACCUUUGCGAGCCUCCACACGGACACGAGUGCCAACGCUCUUGCCCAGCGGAGCCAGUCCGUCCCGUUGACUGUCAUGAUGCAGACGGCCUUCCCGCCUCCGCAGAAACAGGCCAAUUCUAAAAAGAUAACGAAUGUGUUGCUAAACAAGCUCGAUUCGGAGAACGACGAUGCCGUGAGGGGCCUGGGAAUAAACAAUAUGCCCUCAAAUUAUACAGCCAGGAUGAACCUGACUCAGAUUUUAGAGACGUCGGCUGCCUUUCCGAGUGCCAAUGCCCAGAACCUGCUCAAUCCCAAUCCGUCAGUUUUUGAAUUCCAAACACCGAGUUACCUCACCAAAAACAGCAGCGCCAAUCAGAUCACUUUUGCUUCUGGAGACAACCAAGCACAAUCGGAGACGGGAGAGCAGCAGCUGGAUUUCAGCAGCACCGUGAAAGACCUCUUGGAGGAGAGCAGCCUGCAACCCAGCCAGCAGCUGGUCAACCAGGUGGCUUCGGAUCUCAGCAACGUGGCCUCCUCCGUCUUCUCCAGCGACAUCAGGUUGACCUCCGAACUCUCAGGCAGCAUCAACGAUUUGAACACUCUAGACACAAACCUGCUCUUUGACCCAGCUCACCAGCAGGGCCAAGACGAUGAGGCAACACUGGAAGAACUAAAAAACGACCCCUUGUUCCAACAGAUCUGCAACGAAUCUAUUAACUCCAUGACUUCGGCAGGUUUUGAUUGGAUGGAGAGCAAGGACCAUCCUGCUGUUGAAAUGUUGGGUUGACUUUUUUUAUAUAUAAAUAUAUAUAUAUAAUAUGUAUGUAGCACACUGUAUCUAAAAGACAGACGUAUUGUAUUUGUCUUAAUGGAAGUGCCUCCUGCAGCAGAAACACUUAGGAUGACUUAAUUGUGGCAUUUUUUUUUAAAAAAAAAGACGUAAUAAUUGCUCUACCAGUUGCUUUAUUCUUCAGCAGGGAUUAUACAAUCUUACCAAUUUUAAAGACAUUUCUGAAGGAUACAGCUUGAUCCAGAGCCAGUAUUAGAUUUUAAAAUUUUACUUCCUGAAAAGCAUUUCUUGCUGCAGUAAAAGAAAGGUGGAGAACUAGCCUUCUGGGUACCAAGAGUGUAGCUAGUCUAAAUUACGCAUGAAAGUCUCCCGAGCAGUGUUUCUGGGCUAUCUCCAUUCAUUUCGGUCAGCUUUGCAUUGGGUUCUCUGUUUUAUUUUCCCCUGGCUCACCAAGGAAGUGUCACUGUAAUGAAUGGAGCUCACACAGUGGCCAUGUUUCGUGGAGUGCACCAUGUUUCCAGAUCCAGAGUGCCACGUGCACUCUGGUGUGAAUGCAGGGCUCUUGGAUGCGCUGGCAUACCUAUUGCACUAGAAGGAGCUCACCUCCAGGUGGUACACAUAGGAAUGAAUGGAGAGGCCAAUUCAGGAGGCAGAAUUCCCUGUGCACAUCAACACAGAUGGCUGGCUUGGGCGAUGGACUCCAAAUUGCCUUCUACCAAACGUUCUGGACUCAGUCUCCCCUCCUUCUUUUUUGCUGCUGCUCUCAGAGAAUUCACACAGGUGGUUUUGCACCAGUGGGCAAUUGCCAAGGAAGGCGGCUAUAGGGGUAGCUGAGAGCUGCCCAGAUAGCUUAAGGUGGCAGUGUGGGGAAAGACCGGUGUGAGAAAUCUCUGUGGCUCCAACACAACGCAAAAUCACAAUAAAGGGCUAAAAGGGGAGGAGCAGCCGGUAGGAACUAUCAAGACAAAACGAACUGUUUUGUCUUUUUUUAAAAAAAUCAUAUGUAUGUUCAGAGUCUCUAAAAGACAUCAGUUUUUUAAAAAAUUUUGGUUUUAAUAUCCUUGAUUACGGAAAACUAAUCUUAAGCCUGGAGAUGUAAUAAAUUUACAUUCCAUUGCAUUGCAUGUCUAAUUCUGUAGCAUUUGCAGGGAUGUAUUACUUUUUUUAGUUAAUAUUUCAGAUUUAGAAUAACCAGAAAUUAAGAUUGAGGUUUCCCCAACCCAUCAACCCUUGAAAACAUUUGGGUGCAAAAAUAACAAAACCAGCUGCCUGUUCAGAGCUAUGCAACUGGCCUGCUCUUUCCUGGAAAGCUGAUGGGUAAUGUUUAAAGAUGAAUUUUCAUAGAGCCAUAAACCGGAAUGCCAUGGGACGAGAUCACAUUCUGGGCCUUCAGGACGUUGGUCAUUCCACUGGUGCUCGGGGCAAUGCGUUGGUUGCGUUGCUCCCUUUUUUAAAGCAGAUCUGAUUGCUUUUCAUCUGCAUCAGGGCCAGCAUUUUACAGGAGAGAAGGGGGGGGGGGAAAAGAGGGACAAAGAGAGAUGUGCAAAUGGCUGCCCAUAAGAUUCAGAUACCAGCUGGUCAGGAUAGGCAUUUGAAAUUCUGACAAACGUUUUAGCUGUGGUACAGUUCCAGAGUAAGUUGUUUCUGAAAAAGAAUUUGGGGUGAAUGCCGUACUUUGGAGCAGAGGCCCCAGGGUUGCUUUAACUCCUGCCAUUCUGGGAGUUAGAGUACAGUUGUCUCCCUCCUUGCUGCAGGAUACUAAGCAAGCACUUAAUUUUAGCCUCAGAUGCCCCAUGGAAAGGUGACACGCCUGGGGCUGCUUGCCAACCCCAGAGAAGUUGGGAAGGGGAGCAGGGAGUCGACCACAUGAAGCUUGGCUGGAGACGAGGAGGAGGAGGACAGUUCUGAUGCAACCCCUCUGCUCCUCAGAGCCACCACUUCCUGUCCUGGGUGCCAACACAGUCCAGGCUGUGAGUAUAGAAGAACUGUGGCGCUCACACCAUGAGCAGCAAUGUGCCAACCCAGCUGCUGUUGCUGUUGUUGUUUUGUUUUUUAAGAGAAUCAGCUUUCUCUGUGUGUGUGUGUUUUUAAGGAAUUUAGCUAUUGCUGAGAUUUUAUUUUGCACACGUGUUUUUCCUGAGAAAUCCGCAUAUAAUGACCCACUCUUCAGAGCACUUCUCUAUGGCAGGGGGGGGGGGCUGCUGCCACUGCACCCCCACCACGCCAGACAGUACUGCUGUGCAGAAGUGCCACUUCGGUCUCUUGGCAGUGCUUGCCGGGCUGUGCCCAGGUGGGCCAGGAGGAAUAAUGACCUUGCAAGGGGCAGGUGGAAUCGGGCACUCAAUAUGAUGCCACCACUGCCUAAUGCAGCUUUCCUGGCUCCCUCCAGAUGCCUUUGACUACAACCCCAUCAUCCCCAGCAUGCGCAUUGUAGUCCAAUACAUCUGGAAGGCAGCUGGUCUUACGUUCCUGAUUGGUCAGGAGAGUGCCUACCUUGCCCCGUGUUGUGUGUCUAGUGUCCUGCAGACACAAGUUCACAUGCUGUUAGGUUUAAAUCAUUUUUAUAAGAGAACUUUUAAGCUAUCAUGUGACAACUAUCGUAGUUGGAUGUUGUUUUUUAAGGAUUUACUCUCAUCAUUUUUGAAAUACCACUGUUGCAUUAGACCUAGGCUGUUAGUUUUCCUUUCACUUCAUUUAGUAGUCGACUGGGAAUGCUCUGAUAAUUGAAAGCAAAUUAGAUGCUAGUUAAUUGGCGGGGGAUAGGAGCUAAAAUCUUUUCACACAAACUUAAUGGAGUUUUGUGCUGGUUUUGGGAUCUCCUCCGUGUGUUUGGUGUCAUACUGAGCAGCCUGUUGGCUCCCUGUUUCUUGCACGAGGAGCAGUUCUCUUUCUCUCUGCUUGAGACUGGGUCCUACUUUACACCAAAGUAUGCAAUUCCCAGGGGAGAACUCUUGAGAUUUAGGCAUGGCGGAAGCCCCUUUCUGACUGUCAGAUGACGCCCCACAGCUGUGAACAUCCUGAUCCAGCGUUUACGUUCUGGGCUUCCUACAAAGACGAGCCUUUAACAGUGAAAUUGUUUUGAGAACUGCUGUGUCUUGACUGAAAGACCAUUGCAUUUGUAUUCCACAUACAAUAUUGGCGAUAGUAUGUUGGAUUUGGUCGGCUAGCCCAUUGAACUGUGCGGGGUUCAUCUUUUGCACUAAAGCUUCUGUUGAACUGUGGCAGGCACAUUCCUUAGGAUAAAUGCAACCAAUACGGCCCACAGAUGAAAAAAAGAAAAAGAAAACAUGACUACAGAAAACUUUUUAAUGUGUUUCAUUAUUAAAAGGCAAAGUGUCAUCCGAAUGACAAGGUGACGUGUCUUUAUGUAGCAUUGUGCAUUGAUCUCAAUGAGAUGAUUCUAUUUCUUAUUCUCUUACAUGAGAAUAUUACAGCAGGAAAAAAAAACUGUUUUGUUUGCCUCACCAUGUUAAUACAUGAUCACCCAGCGUGCAUGUGUGUUCUCUUGACUUACCUUGUACAGUGCUAGGUAGACUCCUGUAACCCACUCUUUUUUCAUUUGAUUUUUUUGCGCUGUAUCAGACCUGGCUCUGUGUUAACCAGACAAGCAUAGCUGAAUCACCAGUUAGUUACAUUUUUUUAUGUUUACUAAUUCUGCUUAGUUAUUGUUAAAUACGUUCUUUUAUCUGAUUAUUUUUAUUGUUCUGGUGUUGAGGGGGGAACCCUUUUGACAUCUUUUUUUUUUCAUGAGAACUCAUGAAGUAAAGAAUUUGCAAAUAAUUACAAUAAGCACUGACUUUUGAACUGAAAAGAAGGAAAUUGUUUCUUGUGCAUCUGAAGUUUAUAUAAAGUCUUGUACUAUACUGUGCUUUCUAUAAGGAAAGAAAAAAAAACCCACCCACCUUGUCCACCUUUUCAUCUAGUGCACAGUCAGACCUCCAGUGUUUUGUUGUCUGUUGUACUGCUGAAAUGACAGUAGUUGGAUAUUGCAGUAGCAUUUCAGUUGAUUUUUUUAUUGAAAGUGCUCAAAAUUUGUUUUUUUUUAAUGUUUUCAGAAACAAUAAAACAUUUUAUAUUAAGCCAGA
This is a messenger RNA of Elgaria multicarinata webbii, 8686 nucleotides long. It is a transcript of the gene RFX7, whose product is annotated as regulatory factor X7. Gene Ontology annotation, molecular function: DNA-binding transcription factor activity, RNA polymerase II-specific; RNA polymerase II cis-regulatory region sequence-specific DNA binding. Bases 138 to 4598 code for a protein of 1486 amino acids. NCBI's taxonomy places the organism in Eukaryota, Metazoa, Chordata, Lepidosauria, Squamata, Anguidae. The record is from RefSeq and is a predicted model, not a curated record. The transcript is spliced from 9 exons. Gene Ontology annotation, biological process: regulation of transcription by RNA polymerase II.